CUGCGUAUGGGGCGUCACUUAGCUAUACGUUUAAAAAUUAACACGACAUCCAGACGCCCCUUUGGAUCCGCCAGUGUGCUUACCAACGUGGGAAGAUAUCUUAUUCAAUGAAGUGCCACAUCGUGAAAGCUGCGCUCCCGUUCGUUGCACUGUGUGUCUUACUUUGUAUCUCUCUUCGAAAGUGCAUCCGUACCAGUGUCUCAUCCGCAUCACCUAUCUUGGACUGGCUGGCUGCUGGAUUUCUUGGUGCCGGCUUUCAUAGCUCACGUUUGCACAAACGUCUGUUUCUCGUAUAUUGACGGCAUAACGCACUACCGAACCCUUCUCAUUGCAGACUAGCUCACGACAUGGAUCCGCCAUCCACUCUGGUCAUGGAAAAUGGAAUCCAUUCCCUGGAUUCUGCGCGACUUUUGCUCAUGGCAGAGAGGUUGAAUGACAAUCUUAGAUCCGGUGGCGUGGACCUUCAAGCAUCCUGCAGCGACGUCCCCGGCAAGACCAAGUGCUGGUUGAGGUUGCACUUGCCUGCUGUGAACGAAGUUCUAUGGAAAGUCUCCACGCAGCUUGUCGAACAUGCACCUGGUGCGUUGACACUCUCCCACAUUGAACGCGACGAUGUAGACACAGUGCGUACGGACACAUCCUUCAUGAACGGCGCCAUCCUGUUGUACAGUUUGCUGGAGCGCCACGUGUGCAUCAAGCGACUUAUUCUGGACACAAUGGCUUUUCCAUUGUGGCACUUUCCUUCAUUGCUUGGCAACGCACUGCGUGCCAACCGUGGUAUCGUAGAGGUUGAAGAACGCCCAGUCGACAUGACCAAGUUAUGGCGAGAAAUGCGCCAGUGCCGGGCUCUGUCCUGCGCCCUCGGUGAUAUGUCGCCUCGGCUAAGCUGCUUGGAUGCCUCGUCGCUCAAGCUUGACCGCAUCUCAGCAGAGUGCCUCGCCAAUGGGAUUACGAAGAGCAAUCUGCGGCGCCUGCGCCUCUACAACGAAAUGUCGGCCAGUAUGACAAGGAAACUGAUGUCUGUCGUCAUCUCCUGUCAAAGCCUCACUUCUCUCGAGUUCGCCGAUCUAAAGCAGUUCUCACGGUCCAGCGCGAUCGCUCUUGCGAGUGCCUUGAAAUGCAACAGGACGCUGCGGAAACUGCGUGCGAGCUUCAUGGCAGAUGGUGUGAUCGGUAUCAUCCUCGCAUCACUCAAGCACAACGAAACACUAGAGGAGCUGUCACUCGACUAUUCAGUUGACCUUUCGCGUUCCACAUUGUGGGACGGCCUUCAAGCACUUCGCGAGAACAGGGUGCUCAAACGCCUCGAACUCACGGGAGCCUACUUUUCCAACAGCUGCGCAAUAGUUAUUGCCGAAGUUCUCCGGUGUAACUAUACAAUCGAAGCCCUUUCGCUUUCUUCGAACUGUAUCAGCGAUCUUGGGGCACGAGUGUUGGCUAAGACCCUUCAGGAGAGCUCUUCUUUAAAGAGUCUUGACAUUUCCAACUGCCUACUAACCAGCGACGUUGUGUCAAAGUUUGUGGAAGCGGUUUCUAGAAAUAGUGCGAUUGAGCUUGUGCGCCUCGGACACAUCGACAUUCCCGAAGAUUGGAUACCCGCGUUGCCUGUCACAGAAGACGUGUGCACUCGCUUGCAAGUUUCGUGGAACACCCAAGUACUUCAGCAGUGGGCGGCGUGUAAGGCCUUCCGCUCCUCCAAAGCCUGGAUUGGCUGGACGAAAGAUUCCAGUUGUUCUGGCAUUGUGCAGUGGUUUUCCGCUGCUCGAGUGAACGGUUCAUUGCUCGUGGAACUGGUCAUAGAAUACCCUUGCCGUGUGUGCCGAAAGCACUCAAGUGGUCGUCUCUUUUAUAGAAACAACACAUUCCCUCAAAAAGCUCAUCUUGCGUCCCUUCCAGUACAACUAUAUCUUUUCAACUGCGGUUUUAAACAGUCUAGCCCGUAAUAAGAGUGUAUGCGAGGCCGAAUUAGACCAGAUACUCCGCGCCCACCUGGACGUCAAGGCUCUUGAAGCGCUGCUGCUCGCCAACCGAACCUUACACCGUCUCAAGUUCAGGUACGACAGUCUCCCCAGCAAGGCACCCGCUAUGCUGGCCCGUGCUCUGGAGGACAACUUCGUGUUCCUGACGCUGGAAUUCGAAUACCAGCAUGCGCAGUACGAUAUGCACCCAGUAAUGAGAGUCCUGAACAGGAACCGAUCGCUUCUGAACAGAGCAGUCGAAUGCGUCUUGGACAUUGCUAGAGACGAGCACUCAACACGAGCCCUUCGUCUUCUGUCUAACAGCGAAUCACUUCUGGACGCUGUCGGCACGGCUUCG
This is a messenger RNA of Rhipicephalus sanguineus (brown dog tick), 2316 nucleotides long. RefSeq lists its product as uncharacterized. The record is from RefSeq and is a predicted model, not a curated record. The transcript has a single exon. The coding region runs from base 348 to 1943 and encodes 531 amino acids. NCBI's taxonomy places the organism in Eukaryota, Metazoa, Arthropoda, Arachnida, Ixodida, Ixodidae.